AUGGACUAUCCCUAUAAAAUAUAUUACAGGUAUUUAUAUUUGCGAGGAUUUCACGAUAGAGGAGAAGUGUUAAAAGCCAGACUAGAAGUGUUAAAAUAUUUGAAGUCCACUAGUGAUGAUAUUCUUAGUUCUGAUCAACCAUUAGAGGUGGGAGUUCUUAAACAAGGUUGUGGUGUUGGUUGUGUGCCCUUUAUGGAGGGGAAGAAUGUGAUAUCACACGCCGAUCCUGUUAGAAAAGUUCUUGAAGGACCCAAACCUUUUAAAUUUUUCAAGAAUUAUUUUGGUGGAAGAGAGGUUAGAACCUUUGACUUCAAGUGGCUCAGGGCUGUACAUACAGAAGGGUUUACAGGAGCUCAUGUUGAUAAUGUAUAUAUGGGUAGAGGAAGUAAGGAACUGUUGACUAUGUGGACACCUUUUGGUGAUAUUACAGCGGAUAUGGGGGUUCUAGCUAUGUGUGAGGGUUCACAUAGAUUACCUAGUUUUGCCAAAUUUCAGGAGAAAUACGGUAACUUGGAUGUAGAAGCCGUUGGUUUAAAAGGAACUGGGUGGUUUACCUGUGAUCCGUAUGAAAUAACCGAUAAAUUCGGUGGGCAAUGGAAAACGACAAAUUUUCAAGCCGGCGAUGUUAUGAUUUUUUCUAUGAGAACUGUUCAUAUGUCCACGGUGAAUUUGACGAAUUUUGCUAGAAUCAGCUGUGACACAAGAUGGCAGCCAUUAGAUGACGUGGCAGAUCCUAGAUAUAUUGGUGAUUUCCAGACGCCUGGUACUAAAUUUGGUUUAUACAGCACAGAUGAGAGUAAAACAAACAAUGGUAAUACAAUGGAACAUUACAGAAUUAAAUGGGGAUUUUAAAGAUGAAUCAUCCAUUUCUUCCUGAAAAAAUGGCCUAAUUAUUGAAAAUCGAGAUAUUGACCCACUUUGAUUCAUGUAUUUUGGCCUUGCGUUUGUUACAAGUUCGUGGUGACAGCUUGAGGAACGAGAUUUCGUGGGCACACAAAACAAAACCCCAAUAUUUAUCCAUAAUUAUCUGAGCACAAAGAUAAUUUUGAUUUAAAAAGACAUUAAUGUUUUGUAGGUCUUUGUCGUUCGGUGACGAGAUUUGACUACAUGGUGACACCAU
Messenger RNA from Patella vulgata (common limpet), 1120 nucleotides. RefSeq lists its product as uncharacterized. The coding region runs from base 1 to 852 and encodes 283 amino acids. NCBI's taxonomy places the organism in Eukaryota, Metazoa, Mollusca, Gastropoda, Patellidae. The transcript has 8 exons. The record is from RefSeq and is a predicted model, not a curated record.